Messenger RNA from Plasmodium adleri (nom. inval.), 363 nucleotides. Its product is annotated as mitochondrial ribosomal protein S6-2 precursor, putative. The transcript has a single exon. Gene Ontology annotation, biological process: translation. Gene Ontology annotation, cellular component: ribosome. The coding region runs from base 1 to 363 and encodes 120 amino acids. Gene Ontology annotation, molecular function: structural constituent of ribosome; small ribosomal subunit rRNA binding. NCBI's taxonomy places the organism in Eukaryota, Apicomplexa, Aconoidasida, Haemosporida, Plasmodiidae. The record is from RefSeq and is a predicted model, not a curated record.
AUGGUCUUAUACGAAUCCUAUAUAUCUUUAAAUAAGCAUAUAAAAAAAGACGAUGUAAGAAAUUUGAUGAAAAAUUUUAACUAUAUAAUAAAUAAACACAAUGGAAAUGUAAUAAGUAUAAAUGAUUUAGGAUGGAGAAAGUUUGCUUUUUGUAUAAAGAAACCGAAAGUGGGUACUUUUCAUUUUGGAAGAUUUUAUUGUAUUACUUUUUAUUCGAAUAGUCAAAGUAUAAAGGAUUUGAAUGAAUUUUUUCAUAGUAAUACUUAUGUCUUAAGAUUUUUAAAUAUGAAGAUGAAAUAUAGAUCAAAUUUUUUAGUUGCUCCUUUUUCAUAUAUAAAUGAAAUUCAGAAUAGUAAUACAUAA